Molecule: messenger RNA, 1035 nt
Organism: Trypanosoma brucei brucei TREU927
Lineage: Eukaryota; Euglenozoa; Kinetoplastea; Trypanosomatida; Trypanosomatidae
Exons: 1
Coding region: 1-1035 (344 amino acids)
Source: RefSeq, a predicted model, not a curated record
AUGUCGCGCUUUCCUCACUCCAAUGUUGGGUUGGUGAUUGGACUGGUGAGUCUCUUGCUGCAAUUGCAUCGGGUGAUGGUCAUCACUGAGGCCGCGGCGAUUAAUUCCUUCACAGUCAUUUUGGUUAAUGACCGCAAUUCGGCGGCCCUACGUGAAGCACCUACCGGAACAACUAUGCAAAUACCCCCAUAUGUUGUACGCCUUUCAGCUGAUUGGACAGUCAUUGAAAACCCUCAGUGGAAUGAAGUGUCAUCAGAGGAGAAUGACUCGGAAGGGAGGUUAUUGCAUUGCCGUCUGCCGCUGCCACAGGAUGAGAACACAGUGCAGACGCAAGUGAAACAUUACAUACAACUUCAAGAGCACCGCACCGCCGUGAGAAUUUGGCAUUGGCUGGAAGGUAUGAUGAAUCGAGAUGGUUGUAUCUUUGGUGACGGCGAAGGACCCAUAACGGGGGUAUCCGAGUGGUACCUAUUCUGUGUGAGGGGCGCAGUUCGAAAGGUGAAUAAAACUACGGUAGCUGUUCUUUACGGAAAUCGAACUUCCCAAAAGUUGCAGCAAACUGUCAGAAGGUUGGUUCACCGGGCACGGUGGAGCAGUCAAGGAAGUGAAAGAUCUAAAAGUUUUAAACGCUGGACUUCCCGCAUAGGCGAGUACAAGGCUAAUGUAACGUGGCCCCGGUGGAAUGUGGAGCGACAGUUGUGGGAGUUAAUUUACCCUACGAGACGAGAGUGCCGUGCUUGGGAAGCAGAUGCCGCUGCAUUCGGUGAAUCCCCGGAGAGGUACAUCCGAAAUGAAAGCCACCGGUGGAGCGACAGUCGGUCUUUUACAUUACCGAGGAAUAAGGAGGUGUGGGAGACUGUUGUGCGCUUAUACUGCCAGCAAAACCAGGGUGACAGGCACGUGUUGGAUUGGAGUAUAACGGAGGUACUCCAAACGUGUACGCACGAGGUGUUAUUGCGGUCGCCAGCAGUAUGCGAAUGGAGCCAGGUCCUGCAAAACUUUCAUGUUAAUCCCAUUCCCUGUAUUCCAAUUUAG